Molecule: messenger RNA, 3621 nt
Organism: Spirodela intermedia
Lineage: Eukaryota; Viridiplantae; Streptophyta; Magnoliopsida; Alismatales; Araceae
Source: the annotation of a GenBank genome assembly
AUGGGCUCACGGGAGGAGGAGGCCGUGAUGGCUGAGUUGCAGAAUCUGCAGAGGCAACUGGGGAAGAAGCACUCCUUCGAGGGGGCCGUCGCUGGCAUCGUUUCUAUCCUCCGCAGCCGCUACACUUCCUCAUCCCCGGCACUGCGCAAAACAGUGAAGUUCUCGCGUUCCCUUUUCAAUGAUCUCCUCGGGUAUUCUCCAACAUGUAUCUAAAGGGGCAAAGGGUCGUUAAUGGUGGAAAUUUUCCGUCAAGUUACCUGCAGAUCAUGUCUAUAAUUUGUCCGUUUAUCUCCAUACGUUUUGUUUUUUUGGUCCGCCGUGAAUUUUCAUUUUGAAUUGUGAGGCUGAACACCGUUUGGUCUAUUUUUGUGGGAGUAAUUCGCCUGUCUCAUUGUGAAUUCAAACUUUUUCUGCAGAUAUAUACUGCUGUUUGUCGUGUGGCAACCAUUCUGCGGACGAGGUACACGGCCCCAGGAUUCUGGGUCGCCGGAUUGAGGCUGUUUGAAGAGGCUGAGCGUUUGGCAAUCGCGUCAUCAGAGAGAGAACACUUGAAGUCAUGUAUUGGACAGGCUCGUGGGCAACUCCAUGAGCUUGAAAAUCCUCAGCAGGUUCAUGACCAGAAUAAUAGGCGUAUGUAGUUGUCCAUACUGCAGCCUUGCUUAUUUUCCGCUUGAUUGUUAAAUCGAUAUGAUUUUAUUCUGCUAUGAGAUUGUGUUGACUUUGUUGUAUGGUUUCUUUCUGCUAAUCUGUCUAAUGGAAAGUGCACUCGUUGUUAAUGUCUGCUCUUGCCUACGUGUUUAUAGGAGGGUAACACGCAUCCCUGAUGAGAGUGAAUAGAAUUCAUUAUGUACAGAAUUUCUACAUUUGAAUUGAUAAUAUUUAAUUUCAGAUGAAAGUUUGGGAUUACGGUGCAACUUCUUCCACUCAAACCAAGCUUUUCAAUAAUAUUCUCAAUGCAACAAAAAAGGCUACAUCUUUGACUAAAUUGAAUUUUGGACCUCCUUACAUACAGUAGGCUAGAUGCCCUUUCGCCAGUGAAGUGUUCAGGUUGUGCCUAGAAAAUAAGUUAAAAGUAGUACAUCAUUCCUUAUACCAUGUAAUAUGACGGUUGUUGGCUAUUCAUCUUAACAUGUAAUAUGUGAAGUGCGACUGUGCACUCUAGUUAGUCAGGUCUCAUGAAACUUCAGCCCUGUCCACGUCUAUGAUUGUUGACCCUCUUUGUGAUUCUUGUCUUUCAUUUCCACUUAUAAUCAUAUCUAACUUGAGACUGUAACAAUUUUGGACACCAUGUUAUAUUUUACAAUACUCGCAUCACUCAGGUCACUUAUACUUGUCUCCUUUUGUGAUCUCUGAAGGAUAAAUUGUCAUGAGCUUUGAAAGUUCUUACUUUUCUGCUUAUAUGACCUUGGAGAACACAAAAUGUGCUCCUUGGGGACCUUUUAUCGUUAUGUGAUCAGAAUACUAAUUGCUCUCAAGUCUGACAGGAAAUAUUCCAUAUAUAAGUACUUUUUUUUUUGCAAGGUGUUUUCACUUUGUUUUUUUUUCAUCUCGUACCAUUUUCAACAAAAAAAUCUUUGAAUGCCUUUGAAUGGAUAACCACGUUCCCACGCUUCCACUUGAACCUCUAACCUCGGGUUUACUUCACAUGUCAAUCGUUCAAUUUUUGGCCUUGUUUUUAAUUAAAGUUGUGAUGUAUAGCCAUCUUCUGCAGGAGAUGAAACCGGUUCGGAGGUUAGACACCUGUUACAACAGUUUAUCUUCAGAUUGACUAGCCCUUGAACGUUAGUACUGACUGAUAAACAUGGGAAAUUGAAACAGACUAAUGGUUUUUAAUUUCAGAAUGUUGUUUAUAAGAAAACCGGUGACAGAAUAUGAUUGAACUGCUUUCAAUAUCAAAUCUACGAUUUAUGUUCAAAAAUAAAACAUUUUCAAGCUUAGCAUAACGUAGUGAUGUUUCAUGUGAAUCUUUUUUUUCGCCCAGAUUCAGGAUAUCUUUUUGAAGGUCAUCUGACUGUGGGACCAGAGCCUCCACCUCCUGCAUGGCUUGUUGCACAGAAUGUAUUGACUACUCUCGCUGCUUCACAAGAUUGGAAUGCUGUAGCCGAAUCUUCUCGAGGCCAAAGAGAUGAUAAUAGCAAUACGGCUGAUGGUUCUGGGGUGCCUGAAUUCGUACAGCAGUUAAUAAACAAUGUCCCUGAGUUCAACUUCGAGAACCUUGAGACUGUCAUUGAAGCUUCAUUGCAAGUACGUCAAUCCAACCGUCUUUCACUGUGUCAGUGUUAAUAGCUAACAUAAUUUGUUAAUACCCAAUUUCUAUCAGUGCACUGACUUCCACAAUUGCAUUAAUUUUAAGUAAAUUUCUCUGUUUUUCUUGAAGAUGAUAUUUUUGGGAAUAAUUUCUAGAUUGUAAUGUCUAGAUUGCACAUUGCACCCCAUUGACUUUUCCUGCCUUUUUGUUCAGAAUAGCUUAAAACAAUAUAAAUCCUUUGGAAUGUUUAAGUUAUUUGGCUCGGCCAAUUCUAACUCGUAUCAGGUAUGAGAAACACAAAAAGUUUGUCAACACAGUAAACCAUGUUUAUUGCUGGUUAGUUGAGAAAUAAUUGAUCAUGUUAUCUGAGCUGGAUGUAUCUUUUUGGGUUUCACAAUUAAAUCACUCUGUAAGCCAUUGUUGCUAUCUGCAACAAGAAUACGAACCUCAACAAGAAGCCUCAAAAACCAAAUAUUAUCAGCAUCUUACUCACGUGAUUUUCAAAACGAAAAAUUCCAAUUCCGUUUGUAUGAAUCAGCAUUCCCCACAAUCUCGCACCAUGACUUGAAGCUAUCUGUGAAAGGCUCACUUGGAUAUCAGCAAUUUCAGUUGUAGGAAUUCAUCUCGGCCAGCAUUAAAAGCUGCCACUUCCCAUGGAAAUUUUAGAAAAUGCAACUUUCCACAAUUGUAUAUUUAGGUUCACCCACGUUGGAUUUCUUUCUAGUAUUUCCACGUUGGCAACCUGUUAUUAUAUGCGUCACAUUAGUAGCUUCCAUUAAUCUUGACCGAACCAGGUCAAGUAGUAAGCCGGGGCUGUGUGUGCAGGAAAUUGGAGCAGGACCACGGAGACAGCCAGCAGCCUCCAAGGAAGUUGUAGCCAAUCUUCCUAUCAUCAACGUCACCCAUGAGAUAAUAGCCAGGUUGGGACGUGACACAGAGUGCGCUGUAUGCAGAGAGAAUCUGGUCAUAGAUGACAGCAUGCAGGAGCUACCGUGCAAUCACUUGUUCCACCCUGCCUGUCUGAAGCCAUGGCUGGUAAAUUCCUUUCCAUAUUCAGAGGCAUACAGCUAAAUUCGGAGCAAUUCCAGUUUAAUCCCCAAAAUGUUUAUAACUUCACCGCAAGAUUUCUUUUAUUCAGUUAGUUAUUUUUCUACUUCGGGUGAAGCAAGAUCUUAUCGAUUGAAAAACUUUAAUCUGUACCUUUCAUCUCUUUUUCAAUGCAGGAUGAGCACAACUCUUGUCCAAUCUGCAGGCACGAACUACAAACAGACGAUCAUGAGUACGAGAGCCAGAAGGAGAGGGAGAAGGAAGCGGAAGAGGAGAGGAAAGGCGCAGAAAAUGCUCUCCGCGGCGGGGAGUACAUGUAUGUUUAA